Messenger RNA from Mya arenaria, 1047 nucleotides. Its product is annotated as octopamine receptor 1-like. Gene Ontology annotation, cellular component: membrane. Gene Ontology annotation, molecular function: G protein-coupled amine receptor activity. The record is from RefSeq and is a predicted model, not a curated record. Gene Ontology annotation, biological process: adenylate cyclase-activating adrenergic receptor signaling pathway. NCBI's taxonomy places the organism in Eukaryota, Metazoa, Mollusca, Bivalvia, Myida, Myidae.
AUGGAGGGUUAUGAUGUACCUUGCCAAACUGUUACUGUGUACUACAGUGAUGAAAAUGCAAAUCAAUUGGUGAAGACCGUGCUACUAAGCAUUAUAGACCUGGCUGUAAUGCUGGGUAACAGCCUAGUGAUAGCCGCCGUUUUUACAGCCCGGAAACUAAGGACGGUAACAAACAUUUUCAUUGUGUCGCUAGCGUGUGCGGACUUAUUACUCGGGUUUGUGGUGUUGCCGUUCUCAAUCUCGGUGGAAGUCGACGAGUGGUUGUGGGGCCAGGUUUGGUGUAGCAUGUGGCUGGCCAUCGAUGUCUGGUUGUGCAGCCUCUGUGCAAUCAGCUUUGACCGCUUUAUCGCCGCGACUCAUCCAAUCAGGUACCCAUCCAUUAUGUCGCCGUCACGUGGUAGAUGGCUUGUCGCCUCUGUUUUGGUUUUGUCAUUUGUAGUAUGCUUGCCGCCUCUGCUCGGUUGGAAUGAUAGCACGCUUAACAGCCCUUCCUCGUCUCUUCUCAAUGAGUUGAAUAUGACUUGUGAACUAACAACAACUACUGGAUACAGAAUGUACGCCGCACUGGGCUCGUUCUUCAUACCUAUGCUUGUCAUGGUAUUUUUCUACCUAAAAAUAUAUUUAACGGCCGUACGAACUGCAGCUUUAAUUCGCAAAGGCGUGCUAAAGACACAUAUUAGCACUGAUAUUUCACAGCCGAAUGGGAAGUUUGAACGAGAGGCAAAAGCUGCAAAAACAUUAGCAAUAAUUGUAGGAGCUUUUAUAAUCUGCUGGUGUCCUUUCUUUACAAUAUACCUCAUGGGGGCGUUUUGUAACGAAUGCGCUUUCACAAGGUCCUUGGAUCGAGUGCGGGCUUUCACAAGGUACCGGGAUCGAGUGUGGGCUUUCACAAGGUACCGGGAUCGAGUGCAGGCUUUCACACGGUACCGGGAUCGAGUGCAGGCUUUCACACGGUACCGGGAUCGAGUGCGGGCUUUCACACGGUACCGGGAUCGAGUGCGGGCUUUCACAAGGUACCAGGAUCGAGAACAGGCUUUCACAAGUUAA